Messenger RNA from Cantharellus anzutake, 376 nucleotides. RefSeq lists its product as uncharacterized. The record is from RefSeq and is a predicted model, not a curated record. Bases 93 to 281 code for a protein of 62 amino acids. NCBI's taxonomy places the organism in Eukaryota, Fungi, Basidiomycota, Agaricomycetes, Cantharellales, Hydnaceae. The transcript has a single exon.
AGUUGCCCCGCUUUGCUAGCAAUCUCAUAUUACUUUAAUUGCCACAUAAGAUUGCAUUCAAUACUGGCUUGCCUUUGUGAGGUAUUGUGAAAAUGGCCUCCAAGGGCGGGAUUGAGGCAUGCACUGUCCAUGGUAGCAAGGGCGACAUAUUAGCGCCCCGCGCUCCGACUCCCCAGUCGUGCUUCCAGGUAAUCUUACCUUCCUUGUGUGCCCUGAUAAGUGCAUGCCGAUAUAAUGCAUCUCGAGACUCAGUUUAUUGUGACAAAGUGAUGAAAAUAUGAUGAUCUUAUGCACCCGCACAAAUUACCAUGGUACAGGUAGUAAAAUACUUGCCGUGAAAAGUCGGUCCCUUGACUCGCAAUUUUGAUUUGGUAAA